CAGGCUAAAGGCGCUCACUAUAGGGACACAAAGCUGCAAUUUCGAUCCUUCCAACCUCUUUCCAGCCCUUGAUCGAAUAUCUGAAUGUCCUCAACAUCAAUUCCAUAUUGAAUUCAGAUUGCAACAAGAGUACUUUAGUCACCUACUACAAUGGAUGUCCCCGGCUACGCUCUCGUCACAGGUGCAGGCUCCCCCUUCGGUAUCGGCACCGCUUGUGCGUUAGCUUUUGCCCAGGAAGGAGCAGCUGGCGUCGCGAUCCUCGACAUCAACGCUGAGGGUCUCGAAGCAACAAAAGCUGAAAUCGCCAAAGUCACCAGAGACGUGCCGUGUCAGGUCUUGGCAUACGCACUCAAUAUCACCGAUGAAGCAGAAGUGACUCGCGUCGUCCACGAUGUCGCUACGAGAUUUGGCCGCUUGGACUACGUUGUCAACGCUGCAGGCAUCGCUAUCAAACAUCCUGGUGGCAGUGCGUUUGCGAAGACGGAGGAUUGGAAUCGAGUUCUUGAUAUAAACCUGAAUGGCACGUUCUACGUUCUUCGCGCCGCAGCAGCCAUCAUGCUUGAGCAAGAGCCGAUCAAGUCUUCGAUUGACGGGCGGCCUUUGCAGCGCGGCUCCAUCAUCAACUUCUCAUCCAUUCAAGGCGUCGUUGGUAUUACUCUUUCCACAGCCUAUACAACGGCUAAGCACGCCGUGAUCGGACUGACCAGAACGGCGUCCGAGGAUUAUGCAGCCAGAGGAUUGAGGGUCAAUGCGAUUUGCCCAGGCUACACGGAAACGCCGAUGACGACGAAGAACCCGGAGGUGUUGAAGGCUAUGGAGGAGCGGGUUGAGAGUGCAGUGCCGAUGAAGCGUAUGGGUGCACCAAGGGAGAUUGCGGAUGGUGUAUUGUAUUUGGCGGGUGGAAGGAGCAGUUUCGUCACAGGAAGUGCAUUGGUCGUUGACGGCGGCUACACAUCGAGGUAAUAGGAUACAU
Molecule: messenger RNA, 973 nt
Organism: Macroventuria anomochaeta
Lineage: Eukaryota; Fungi; Ascomycota; Dothideomycetes; Pleosporales; Didymellaceae
Product: NAD(P)-binding protein
Exons: 1
Coding region: 151-963 (270 amino acids)
Molecular function (GO): oxidoreductase activity, acting on the CH-OH group of donors, NAD or NADP as acceptor
Source: RefSeq, a predicted model, not a curated record